AUGGCGGCGGCGGACACCCAGAAGAAGCGCCCAGUCAAGGGCACUAAGCAGCCGGUUCGGCUUUAUGUCCGUGGGAUUGUCCUCGGUUAUCAGCGAUCCAAGGUGAACCAGAACCCUUCUCGCUCCCUCUUGCAAUUGGAAAAUGUAAAGACUAGGAAGGACACUGCUUUCUAUCUCGGCAAACGUGUCGCAUAUGUAUACAAGGCAAAGACAGAGAAGCAGGGAACCAAGUUCAGGACAAUCUGGGGGAAGAUCUGCCGCCCCCAUGGGAACAGCGGCGUUGUGCGCGCCCGUUUCAGGAAGAAUUUGCCCCCGAAGUCUUUUGGAGGGCGCGUGCGGGUCUUUUUGUACCCUUCCAACAUCUAA
Eimeria maxima is the source of this 366-nucleotide messenger RNA. RefSeq names its product 60s ribosomal protein L33-A, putative. NCBI's taxonomy places the organism in Eukaryota, Apicomplexa, Conoidasida, Eucoccidiorida, Eimeriidae. Gene Ontology annotation, molecular function: structural constituent of ribosome. The record is from RefSeq and is a predicted model, not a curated record. Gene Ontology annotation, cellular component: cytosolic large ribosomal subunit; ribosome. The coding region runs from base 1 to 366 and encodes 121 amino acids. The transcript has 3 exons. Gene Ontology annotation, biological process: cytoplasmic translation; ribosomal large subunit biogenesis.